GGCUAUUUGGGCGGGCGGUCCGGCGGCCCGCGGCGCCCCAAGCCCGGGACAGAGAGAAUCUGUUUUUCGAUUGCGAGUCCCCUCCCUUCAAUAACAGAGACUGGCCUCAUCAUCGUCAUCGUCAUGAUCGUCGCCACCCGCCCCCUGCGCUCCCUCUUCCUCACCCUCCUGGCCCUGCUGGCCCUCUUCGGUGCGGCGGCCCGGGCCUUCGAGGCUCGCGACCUCGGCACCGAGGACUUCGAGAUCUCGGACGUCUACCAGCAUGGUGACAUGGACAAGCCCGAGGAGUUCGGCCACCUGGACAUCCGCCGGGUGCUGAAGCGCGUGGCCCAGCUCCGCGCCGCCGGCCAGCAUGUUCCCCGCGGUGACGCCGAGAUCGCCGACCGCAUGGACGAGUUCCGCUACUCCGGCCUGCGCAAGGUGUCCCACCCGACCGCCACCGAGGAGUUCCCCGAGUACUACGUCGACACCAUCCUGGACAUCGAGCCGGAGGAGGCCAACACCAUGUCCCUGCCCAAUGUCAAGGACAAGGCCACCGUCCUGGAGCUGGCCAAGAUGACCAGCAACGCCUACUACAGCUCCUCCGAGUCCAAGGAGUGGUACACCCUGCCGACCUAUGGCAAGCCGGCCAUGAGCUUCGGCUGGAGUGGCAACGCCCUGCGCGGGUAUGUCUACACCAAUGCCAGCAAGUCGGUGGCGGUCAUCGACUUCAAGGGCACCUCCCUGUCCUUCCUCGGCAUCGGCGGCCCCACUUCGGCCAAUGACAAGAUCAUCGACAACCGCAUGUUCAGCUGCUGCUGCGCCCGCGUGUCCUCCGGCUGGAAGACCGUCUGCGACUGCUACCGUGGCAACGGCAGCGACAACAAGUGCAGCAACUCCUGCCUGCGCAGCGCCAUGCAGAACGACUCGCUCUCCUACUACAAGGCCGCCCUCAACAUCUACAACCAGGUCCGCUCCAAGUACCCCAAGGCCACGGUCUGGUUCACCGGCCACUCGCUCGGUGGCUCCCUGGCCUCGCUGCUCUCGGUGAAGACCGGCUACCCGGCCGUCCCGUACCAUGCCCCGGGUGAGCUCCUGUAUGGCCAGCGCCUGGGCCUGCCCAUCAACACCGGCAACAUGGGCGCCUACAAGAUCUGGCACUUCGGCAGCACCGCCGACCCCAUCUUCCGCGGUACCUGCAAGGGUGCGGCUUCGGCCUGCGCCGUGGCCGGCUACGCCCUGGAGACUGGCUGCCACAUUGGUAACGAGUGCAUCUACACCGGUGGCGUGGAGAACGUCAACAACCACCGCAUCAGCGUGGUCAUCGACAAGUACAUUAGCCCCAAGCCCGUGCCCGCCUGCAAGCCUGCCCCGUCCAAGUGCAACGACUGCAGCCAGUGGACCUGGGUUUCCUAAAUGGCCCGAGGCUGGCCCCGCCCUCCUGUGCCCCGGCCUUCUCCCUUUUCUCCUUCCUCCUCGUGAGAGGGGGGCGAGGGCGGGGGAGAAGGCCGCGCCGGGGGCAGGCGGGGGAUGGGGCAGCGUAAGGGGGCGGGCAGGCGCACGUAGAGGAUAGCCAUCCGCCGCGGCGGCAUGUCUCCCCUCCUCUCUCUGUGUGUUGGUGCCGGAGUGCGCUUCCGCCCCAUGUGCUGCGCCCCUCCCUCCCGCGCGCCUCUCCUUCCCGUGCGCGGCUGUGCGGAACAUAUGUCCACGUAUAUGCACAUGCGCGUGUAUGUAUGUAUGUGUGUGUGUGUGUGUGCCACGCGCAAAACCCCCUCCUUUUGAGACCUGCCAUUCGCGCGUGGCCACAUGCCGCGCGCACCUGCCUGCGCGCGACGUCGGGUCUCUCCUCUUCCCCUCCCCCUUUUUUCCUGCGCCUCGCGCGCAUGUGUAUGCUAUGUUCGGCGUCCGGUCCCCCCGAUGUGUUGUGUGCGCGUACGGUCGCACACACAUGCAUGGGGUGCAUCUUUUGCGCCCCCCCCCCCUCUCCCCGGCGCAAGGUGCCAGGGUGGUGGAGGUGGGGCGGAGAGUGUCCGUGGGCGAUUGCUCAUGCGACACGUCAGUCCCCCUCCUCGUCCCCCCUCCCCCUCCCUGCCACAUGGGUCCCUCCUGUCCCUCCCCGCUCCCUUCUCCGCAUGUGUGUCCGCCCACCCACCCAUACACACGCGGUGCGCGACAUGGCCCGACACAAAUACACUCCUAGUU
Molecule: messenger RNA, 2181 nt
Organism: Fonticula alba
Lineage: Eukaryota; Rotosphaerida; Fonticulaceae
Exons: 3
Coding region: 124-1395 (423 amino acids)
Biological process (GO): multivesicular body membrane disassembly; macroautophagy; neutral lipid catabolic process
Molecular function (GO): glycerophospholipase activity
Source: RefSeq, a predicted model, not a curated record